Dreissena polymorpha is the source of this 1623-nucleotide messenger RNA. Its product is annotated as putative nuclease HARBI1. The coding region runs from base 131 to 772 and encodes 213 amino acids. The transcript has 3 exons. The record is from RefSeq and is a predicted model, not a curated record. Lineage: Eukaryota; Metazoa; Mollusca; Bivalvia; Myida; Dreissenidae.
AACAAGCUUAAGUUGAUCGCUUAAAUUAAUCCGAUUUCUCGAACAAAUUUACGGGAUUAACUUAUUAGCUUAAGUACGUUAUUUUAAACCAAGUACUUAGCAGGCUUAAGUCUGUUAUUGUGGCUUAAAUAUGGCGGAGAUACGGCGUCGAAUUCGUCAGUUGCGAAGAGUUGUCAGGAUAGAGAGAGUGUUUCAAGAUAGGUUGAAUCCGCUUGAAGUCCUGUCGGACGAAGAGAUUUUUCGGCGAUAUCGCUUCCGUAGUAGAACAGUAAUGGACAUUGUGGAAGUGCUGUUCCCCUUCUUAGAGAGGCCGACGAAGCGCUCGUCACCUCUCCCACCACUUUUGAGCGUCUUAGUAACGCUUUAUUUCUUGGCCUCGGGAGCCCACUACGUGGUGAUAGGGGACGUUCAUGGAGUUUCGGCGCCCUCUAUAUGCAGAUCCGUCAAUUGCGUUGUGAAACUGCUGGCGCGAAUGGGCGUGCAUCGGAUAAAAUUUCCAAGAUUACUUGGCGACACAAAGGCCAAGUUUUAUUCCAUUGCAGGUUUUCCAAAUGUUAUUGGUGUCAUAGACUGCACCCAUGUGAAAGUUCUGGCACCAAGAGAAUAUGAGGCUGACUACGUAAAUCGCAAAGGCUACCAUUCACUCAAUGUACAGAUGGUGUGCGAUUCUGGCUAUCGUUUUCUGAACGUGGUGGCAAAGUGGCCAGGAAGUGUGCAUGAUGCCAGGAUAUUUAGAAAUUCCUUACUUUGUCAGCAUUUAAAAAACGGUUAGUAUUGUUUAUAAUGCAUAUACAGGGUUCGACACUAAGGCACGUCCGACAGACAUUGUCUAGUAAGAUCGGUGGUCGGGCUAGUAAAACUGUGGGCUAGCUUGUCCGACUGGUCGUACAUAACAAAUCUAUACUGAUUCAUAUAACUAUACCUAACCGAAAACCUUUUUCUCUUAAUGUGUAAAAUAACUCUCGUAUCCGUUAUUUACAUCAGAACAAAACUAGCGUAUAUAAAUAAACGCGGAGAAUUCACAUGAUUCAUCGCUAUUUUUAGACGCGAAGGAGAGCUUCCCGCAGAAAUUGCUUGUUUCCAUUGGUCAAGUUGUCAUGAAUAUUAAUGAUUUUCUGAAGUGUCUUAGAACUUUACAUCAUGUUUUUACGACUUCUAUUGACAAUCGGUAUCAUCAAUGUAAACAUUUUGGCGUAGCAGACGAGAGAAUGUUAUUUAAAGAAUGGCUUUGUUCAAGAUUGGAUUUUCAUCCGACAAAUAAGUUUAUAAAGAAGAAUCCGACGGUAAAACUGACACAGAUUAUGCUGGAAAAAGGGCCUUGGAGCUGUGGUUGCAUGGAGCACAGCGGUCAAGGAGGCCAGAAUUUGAUGACCUUGAAUAAAUGUCACCUGCUGUACAGACAUCAUUUAUUUAACUGGUGAUAAACAGUGAAAUUAUAACAAACAUUUUAUGUUGUUACAUAGUUUUAUUUUAUUUUUUACUCUGCAUCAAAAUGACUUUCUUGUGUUCACUAAUUAUUUACUGAUAAAUAAUUGAUUAAACAGUUACACGACACUAUUGUGUUUAUUUGUUAUGUCAUUUAUGGUCUAGUAGACAUCAUAUUCGGGCUAGAACAUUUUAAAG